AUGACCAAUGCACGCGAGGGCAGCGGUCGGCGCGCAUGGAAUAGGGUGGCAUUCACUGACUGGCUUCGCAACUCUUCCCACCCCCUAUUUUAUUCAAUUGGAAACCAAUGUCUCAAGACUCCUUUACAGCAUUACCCCACUACCGCCAUGACGCCUGCUACUAGCACGCUUUUGAGGAUGCCUCUCACACUAUUCGUAUUAUUGUUCCCGCACCCAGCAUGGGCCGAUUCAGAGUCUGGUGGAAGUAUCUCGCUUCCGCUGUGGGGCUACAUCAUCAUAGUGAUCUACAGAAUUUAUGGAUUUCUUGAAAGAGUUCAUCGAUCUUUUGCAAGGCUUCUGAAGAAAGAUGCCAACAAAAACCAAGGAACCAUCCCCGUUCAUCUUCCUCCUCAUCUACAAGUUCUACCUCCCCCUCCCGUCCACUCUUACGCUGAAAGCAUUGCGGACUAUCAAUCUAGCCUUAGCAGCAUCAGUUAUGCUAGUAGAUCUGACCUUGAGGCAUCCAGCACUCCGUCUCUGGAGAGGACAGUCAGCAGCGCUAGUAAUGACGGAGUUUUUAUAGCGAUCAAUCCGUUAUAA
This is a messenger RNA of Laccaria bicolor S238N-H82, 579 nucleotides long. RefSeq lists its product as uncharacterized. The transcript has 4 exons. NCBI's taxonomy places the organism in Eukaryota, Fungi, Basidiomycota, Agaricomycetes, Agaricales, Hydnangiaceae. The record is from RefSeq and is a predicted model, not a curated record. The coding region runs from base 1 to 579 and encodes 192 amino acids.